AUGCCACCUGUGAAUCAACCUCGUACGAAUACACGUGCUGAAGAAGUAGCACGAAAGCUCAAAGGAAUCGAACGGUACAAUCCAAACUGUCGACCAAUGCUCGAAGAUUAUGUUCAAUAUCAAAUUGACAAUAAUUUUUAUGAUUUCGAUGCCAACAUGGCUCUCUUGAAAAUGUAUCAAUUUGAUCCCGUUAAUUUUCAAGGUGACAAAGUUGCAGAUAUUCUCCUUUUGGCAUUGACCAACUUACCAAAAUCGGACUUCUUACUUUGCAAAUACUUACUGGAUUCGCAAAAAUGUCAAGAAAAUCCACGUAUUGUGGAAGCACUGCAAUUCUCGGAAUUACUCGAAUCAUGUCGAUUUCAAGAAUUUUGGGAGCAACUGGAUCGUGCAUCGGUUAAGAUUUCAGGCUUUGAAAAUCGUAUUCGAGAGUUCAUCUGCCAAACAAUCAACCGAACCUAUCAAACGAUUAGCCGUCAGGAAUUGCAAUUAGCCUUAGGUCGUCUUUCAGCUAAUGAAUUCGAAGGAUUAAUCAAAGCUCGUGGUUGGAAAGUACUCGCAGAUGAUGCCAACUACAUCUGGAUUGCUAACCACGAAGAGAACAUCAAAUCUCGAAACAUAGUGGAAAAGAUUAAAUUUGAACAUGUUGCACCGGUGAUGCAUACAGCCUAG
Adineta ricciae is the source of this 669-nucleotide messenger RNA. The record is from the annotation of a GenBank genome assembly. NCBI's taxonomy places the organism in Eukaryota, Metazoa, Rotifera, Eurotatoria, Adinetida, Adinetidae.